Molecule: messenger RNA, 282 nt
Organism: Clunio marinus
Lineage: Eukaryota; Metazoa; Arthropoda; Insecta; Diptera; Chironomidae
Source: the annotation of a GenBank genome assembly
AUGGAGAGAAAUAUUUUCUGGCGCUCUCCUAAUGACUCGACUGCCGCUAUCUACUUAUCAGAUCAUUCUGAUCAGAGUCUUAAGCUUCACAAUUUUUAUACAAGUCAAAAAAGGGAAAACAAACUCAUGAAAGUGAUGAUGUUUGAACAAUGUGACGAGACAGAAAAAGAAGCUGAAGAACCUUUUGCAUGCAACAAUAAUGAACUCUGUAUAAUAAUUCUUUUGACCUUCAACAUACUUAAAGCACAUCGAAAUUUAUUCAACCCCAAAGUUCAGAUGUGA